AUGGCCAUGGCGAAGAAAAACUUCGCCAAGGUCGAGGACGCCUACUUGCAAGUCCCACAGCCAUCGCCUGCCGUCACCACUGUCGAUGCUAAGGUCUUUGGAGAUGACCAGAAAGGCCAAGUCACCUAUGCGCUUGAGCACCUGCUACCGGGACAGCGCAUAGGUGCAAGUGCUUGGAAAAACUUUGCCAAGGAGAUGCUCGAAACAGCUGGGAUGGAGAACCGUGUGAAGGAGCCAAUGUUGUUCAGAAGCCGUGCGGGCCAAGAGCGGGCCGGCAUGAUUUUGCAUGCUGAUGAUGGCCUGCUGGGAAUUGUGGUGGCUCCAUCACCACCCGGUGCCUUGACAUGCUUUGUCCGCAUGUUUGCCAGUGCUAGAUCCGCAGCCAAGGAGAUGGUCCACCCAGAGCUCAUUGCGCCCUUCCUGAAGCUGAAGGCUUCCGGCGUAGGUGGUUUCGAAACACCGGCAGCCCUGGAGAAGGAAGCGCGCGAACUGCACCAAGCUCUGCGAGAUGCAGCCGCCAAUGCCAAGACCUCGAGCACCGAGACUGCCCGGGAAGACGCAUCUCACGGGGGCAGGCCUGCAGCGGUCGCUCGACGGGAGCUCGCCGUUCUGUCGAACAGGGCCGAGAAAGUGAUCAUGAAGGGUAAACUGGCCCUCACGGCGCUAGAGAAGUUGCUGGAGGUCGCGACAAGCGCAUUGUCGAAACGCCUCGGGGCAGCUCUGCGGAGUGAGAAGGCUCCGGUGAAGGACCUGACGCAAGAGGGCUUUCGGAAGCACAUCCUCAGUGUGGCAUCUGCCGAUUUCACGGAGGACCAGGCGUCGUUCCUUUCCCGGCGCCUGGCCUCCGACGGCCUCGGCGCGGCGAAGUUGGCGGCGCUGAUUCAGCAGUUCUACGUCGUGGAAGUGCCGGUGGCGCUGACGUCUGACAUUAACAUCGGCAUUGGCAAGACAGUGCGGAAGCCUGGCAAGGGCGAGUUUUUGGAGGCUCUGGAAGGCCCCAAACAGGUGACCUCCUGCGCUGUGGAGCGCAUCCGCGCGCGCUGCGUCACCGACGGCUCCGAGGGAUGGAUCACCAUCAAAGGCAACCAGGGCACCCCAUACCUUCAGGAGACUCUGAAGCCGUACUACAUCUCCAUCAGUGAGGAGAAGGUCCCUCUGCAGGGAAACGAUGGCGCCGAUGCUCGGAACGUGGAGUUCGGAGAAGUCCUGGAGCUCCUUCAGGGCCCCAAGACAACCUCCUCGUCUUCCGUCCAGCGAGCGCGCGGGAAGGCGCUGAAGGACAACGCCACUGGGUGGUUCACCGUCAUGGACAAAUUUGGUCAGGUCUGUGCGGAGAAGGGCGAGAAACUGUACAGAUGCGCAUCGGCCGUCGCAAUGACCGAUGACCUGGACCUCCAGAGCAAGAUGAUCAAGAAGUUGGACAUCGGCACUUACCUUCUCGUCGAGGGGUCGACGCAAGUUGACCCUGCGACGGGCAUCAGCCGCCUCCAGGGCCAGAUCUUGGGAGAGGAGACUUCCGGUUGGGUGACGGUGAAGGGCAAUGCAGGGACGGUGUUCCUGGAGCCAUGUACAAAGCAUUACGCCGUCACCCGCUCCGGCACGCUCCACCGAGCGCUCUCUUCCAGCUCGCCCGCGGUGCGGCCGCUGCUUGCAGGGGAAGUUCUGGAGGUGCUGGAGCCGGCGAAGGAAGAGCCCCAAGAGCCCGAUCGGGUGGUCCAGUUGAGGCCCCUCCAAGGUGGUUCGCCCACUUGGGUCUCCGUCGGCUCCGCGCUAAAGCAGUGGUCUCGACAAUAUCGGGCAGCUAGGGCUUUCCUGCUGCGCGCUGGGCAGGAUGAAGCCAGCGACAGCCUCCGACAGGUGACCAAAGGAGAAGCUCUGGAGGCAACUGGCCUUCCGAGCGGCGCAGCUGGGGGGCAGCGCCUGAGGCUUCGUGCCAAAAAGGACAACUUGGUUGGCUGGGCUUCACUCCUCAGCAAGGAGGGCGAGAAGGGCCUGGCCGACGAGAACAGAGUUUUGCGGCAUAUGAUGGUGCCCGGCCGGAAGCCGGAGUCUGGAUCUCAAAACGGGCAUGCUUUCGGCUUGAAGGCCGUCUCCGACAGCGUUCGAAGCAGCCGCUCAGCAGACAGUCGUGUUGAUGGCCCACCGCCAUGCAUCCGAAUGUUGAUUCACGGUGUGGCUAUCGCCAUCGUUGUGGCGGCAGUUGUUUGCGCAGUCAUCGGCUUCGUGCUCAUGGUCGUGCAGUCCGUCCUCAAUCUGCAGGAGAAUUGGCCCGUCUACAAAAAGGGCGCAGAGAAUGUUGCGCAGGCGGUGCAGAAAGCUGUGGCCCAUGCCACAGGGUCCAUGCCAAAGAGCGUGGCUGAGGAUAUCUCGCGCAAUGCCCUGGAGAAAGCAGAGGAAGUGGCCUCCGCCAUUGUCGGUGAG
Messenger RNA from Symbiodinium sp. CCMP2592, 2421 nucleotides. The record is from the annotation of a GenBank genome assembly. Lineage: Eukaryota; Dinophyceae; Suessiales; Symbiodiniaceae.